UGCACCUAUGCACUUUGCUGAUUGAAUGUCGUCGGCGGAGCGAGCAUAUACCUAGCAGACGGAGAGCCCGAGUCGGGUAUCCACCAGAGAGCUCCAACGGAUGGCUCGAGGACACCUGAUUCGCUCGUCGGGAAUCGCAGAGCUGAUGAACUUAUGUACCUGUACAGGUUGGUUCCUUGCUCGGCGCCCGAAUAUAGUAGCAUCUCGGAUUUGCUCGAUUUUCAUCCCAGCCCUCGCCUCCAAAGUUCCGGGAAAGGUUCCAGAACGCUGCAAUUCUGCUCGCCUGUUGGACGGCAAGCCGCUAACGAGAGCUUCCUGCCUUCCUCUGCGAGGAAAGGAAAAACAUAAUUCCCGCCGCCGGGCACGGGCCGCCGUAGCGUCGCGACAGAUCGAGCAAGUCCACACAGACGAGCCGGCCGCGGAUGGAUAUACGUACAUGCUCUAUCUCUCGACUUCCUGCUAUCUAUCUUGUCCUAUCACCACUCCCAUGUGCGGACUCAACCGCACGCUCUCAGGCUCCCAGGCUCUCUCAGGCUCCCAGCACAUCUUUGGACGAAUCAUCCGGUGUCCUCUGGGAUCGCGUCAGUCCUCGCCUCGGAUUCGAGAGGAUCAUGAAGCAACCUCCAUGCACUCGUUGGAGAUAAGGCUGGAUAUCUUUUCCUCUGCUGGGACGGCCAGCCGCAGUACAUACCGUAUGUAGCUAUCAGUCACCAACUGCGGUGGCCCCACCUCCGUUAAUCUGCGUGUCGUGGUGUAGAUAUACAACCACACCACACAGCUCAGCCCAUAGAGCCCGCCCUCCGUCGUGGUUGCCGGGAACAAUUGGCGGGUUC
This is a messenger RNA of Tricharina praecox, 833 nucleotides long. RefSeq lists its product as uncharacterized. Bases 101 to 700 code for a protein of 199 amino acids. The record is from RefSeq and is a predicted model, not a curated record. Lineage: Eukaryota; Fungi; Ascomycota; Pezizomycetes; Pezizales; Pyronemataceae. The transcript has 2 exons.